AUGUCAGUCACACUGGUUCACGGGAACCCCAGGAGCGGCUCCGUUUAUCAGGGCCAUGCCUGCGUCCGUGGCACGGCCUCUGGCACCCUCAUCGCGAGCAACCAAGAACUGAGCUUUUGGGGAGGCGUGCAUUCCGAAACGGGCGAGAUCGUUGAUCAGCAUCAUCCCUUGAAAGGAAAACAUCUGAAAGACAAGAUCCUUGCGAUCCCCGGCGGCCGUGGAUCUUGCUCCGGCUCAACCGUACUGCUGGAGCUACUCCUCAACCACAAAGGCCCCAGGGCGAUCAUCUUUCAGCGACGAGAAGAUAUUCUCACUUUGGGGGUGAUUGUCGCAGAAGAAAUAUUCAACAAGGCCAUUCCGGUCGUGGUUCUGGAGCCGGGGCAUUUCAAGAAUCUUCUGAAACUGGAUGGGAGCACGAUUUUUGUUCACGACGAGUGCAUCUCCAGCGUGGAGCUCGGGCACAUCACCUGCCAACACCUAGCAGAUCAUGGCGCAAACCAAGCCGAACCUCACGCAAGCCCGGUCAAGCUUUCUGCCGUUGAUCAAGAGCGUCUGGACGGCCAGCAUGGUCGAGCUGCGCAAGCAUCCAUGCGGAUCAUUCUGCGUAUGGCAGAGCUGAUUGAGUCUCAGGAGUUGAUGAGCGUUACCCAAGUCCAUGUGGACAGCUGCAUCUACACCGGGCCCGCGUCUCUGGCUUUCGCCGAGCAACUCCGAGACUGGGGUGGAAAGGUAUUGGUCCCGACAACGCUCAACUCCAUCUCGAUCGACCAGAAGCGAUGGCGUACCCAGAAAAUUGACCCGACGUUUGCUGGUGCUGCCACGAGGCUGUCAGACGCCUUCACCAAUAUGGGCGCGAAGCCGACCUUUACCUGCGCCCCUUACCAGCUGGACAGCGCGCCCAAACUUGGCGACCAGGUGGCCUGGGCUGAAUCCAAUGCCGUCGUCUACGCCAACAGUGUGCUUGGGGCGAGAACCAGGAAGUACCCUGAUCUGCUGGAUAUCGCCAUCGCCCUGACAGGCCGAGCACCCACAGGAGGCCCUCAUCUAGAGGUCAAUCGGGUAGCAACACUCAUCAUCCGAGUCACAGAGCUCGGAGGCGCGGAUAACAUUGACGACUCCUUAUAUCCACUCCUCGGGUAUCACGUCGGCUCCGUAUCAUCCGAUCAUAUUCCUGCAGUUGUUGGACUUCAAAAUCUGGGCCCCUCUAAAGACAACCUGAAAGCAUUCGGUGCCGCUUUCGCAACAGUUUCAAGCGCCCCCAUGUUCCACAUAGUGGGAGUCACACCAGAAGCCACAGACCUCGGCAAGGUCAUUUCCCAGGAGCCAGGCGUGCGAACUGUCAAAGUUGGGCUGAGAGAGCUGGCAAGCAGCUGGGAUGAGCUCAACAGCACGUCAAAGGGCCAGCCAGUUGGCCUCAUAUCCCUUGGAAACCCGCACUUUUCCUUUGCCGAGGUGAGGAAACUUGCUCAACUCUGCCAAGGUCGCAGGAAGGACGACAGCGUUGCCGUGAUAAUAACAUGCGGCCGGUCGGUAUACCACCUAACCAAACAAGCCGGAUUGGUCGACGAGCUGGAGAAGUUUGGAUGCCAGUUCAUGACGGAUACGUGUUGGUGCAUGAUCACGCAAGACACCAUUCUACGCACGACAGACGCCAUCAUGACGAAUUCCGGAAAGUAUGCCCAUUAUGGGCCCGGUCUCACAGGCAGGCCGUUCUAUUUUGGCAGCCUGGCUGGUUGCGUCGAUGUUGCUUGUCAAGGCGGACACGGAGGGAUCAAGCCGCACUGGCUUGCAGAGAACGCGGCUUAG
This is a messenger RNA of Purpureocillium lilacinum, 1806 nucleotides long. RefSeq lists its product as uncharacterized. The record is from RefSeq and is a predicted model, not a curated record. NCBI's taxonomy places the organism in Eukaryota, Fungi, Ascomycota, Sordariomycetes, Hypocreales, Ophiocordycipitaceae.